AUGCAAGAGCAAAUGUUUUCCACUCUUGGAGACCAGUCGGUUGUUGUGGCUGGUGAUGGUCAAAUGGACUCUCCAGGGUUCUGUGCCAAGAAUUGUGUAUACACACUUAUGCAUGAAGAACUCAAUUAUGUCCUUCAUAUUGAAUUGGUCGACGUUCGGCAUUCCCAAUUGAAAAGUGCUGUGAUGGAAAGAGUUGGAUGUGAAAGAGCAUUGGAUUUCUUGAUGCAGAAAUUAAAAGUGGACGAACUUGUCACAGAUGCAUCAUCUCAAUUGAUUAAAUUGUUGGGUUAGUCUGUUAGUCUAACAUCACUUUAUUCACUUGCACUGUUAUCCAUAUAUUUGGUAUGAUCUUUUCACUCAUAAUAUGGAGUGCUAUAAACCAUUAUGAUUAAAAUGAAACCUAUCCAAAAUCAAAUAACAUUUUGUAGUAAUACUACAUACUGUAUUCUAACUUUUUACCCACAGAUAAGAGGUAUGAAAAGGUUUUCCAUCAGUUAGAUAUAUGGCACAAAAGUAAUAAGUUGGACAAAAAGUUACUGAAGGUUUGUUUACACUUUACGUAUAUAUUUUUCAUACUCUGGUCUAUGGUAAUUAUGCAACAAUAGUAUGCAUUGUGUUUGACUGUGUAUCCAAUAGUACAAAACGUUAUGUUGAAAUAAUCAACAACCACUCAAAGUAUAAAUAGAAAAAUAGUUAAUUGAUCUGCUUUUCUGUCGGCCGGGAAGUGGUUGUUGAUAAGUUCAACAACAGAUUUGUGUUUCGAUCAUAGAUCCUGAAUGUUUUAAAAAUUUUAUCUAAACAUAAAAUUGAUAUAUUUUCAAGGCUUGUAAGAAACGAAAAAAUGAAGUUUUGAAGGCAUGGAUUGCACCAAUAAGGAACCACUUUUGGCAUUGUGUCAAAAACUGUGGUGGUAAUCUUAUGAAACUUAAGGUGAGAAUAAACUACAUAUACUUAUAAAGUAGUUAUAGUAUAUCUGCUUCUUAGUUAUUACAGUAUGUUAUAUAAAUGACAAACUGUAUCAUAAGGCAUGGCUAUCAGUUGUACUCAAAUCCUAAAUUAUUUUUAUAUUUUUAUUAAGACUGAGUGGAUCAACGUCCUAAAGCAUGUGACCAAUGUCCACACCUGGUACAAUGGUCAAUGCUCACAUGGUCCUCUAAAUGAUGUUGGUGAAAGGCAAUGGAUCAACAAGGAUUCAGCUGCGAUGCAAGCCCUCCGCGAUAUUGUCCUUGACAAGAAAUUCCUAAAGACACUGCCAUUCUACACUCGGUUUAGGUGAGAAAAAUUAUUUCUCUAACACCGAUGACAGCUGCUGUGCUCGAAUUACCUACACCACCCUUUUACACCCUUCUUGAUCUUCUGCUAUGCACCAUCCAGUGAGAGAAAAAUUUUCCGUCCUUCCUUCUUCUCAGCUAGCGGAAAAUAACACUUGCCUUGUGAUAUGUGCUGUACCCUGAUUUGUUGCAAGUUUACAUCCAUUCAUUAUAUUUUUACAGGCACACUGGAAAAUUAGAGGCAUAUCAUAGCCACAGAUUGAUGUAUGCUCCCAAGCGAUUUGGAUUCAAGUGAGUAUUAAAAGUUAUUUGAAUCACACUAUACAAUACACUGAAAUUAUAGGGCCGCCAAGACGGGCCCCGGGACAAAACUUCCCAUGGGGGGCCAGGGCCGUGCCAAUCGGUUUCUGGUUAAGGGGGGGUGUAUUCCAAAAUUUGGGCCCCCUUCCAUUUCAGGGCCCCCCCUAAAAAAAAUUUUCAAGAAAGCAAAAAUUUUUCCGGAAAAUGUUGGCGGCGGGGAUUGGGGUGGUCGACAAUAUGUUUUCGGAAAACAAAAGUUCCCAAAAUCUUUCACAAAACAACAUUUUCCAGAAAUUUUCAGCGAACAAAUCCUUAAUUUUUUUAAAAUUUUGUAAUUCCAGCAUGUCAGGGCCCCCUCCCCGCAAGUUGGGGCCCCCUUUUUACUUUUUUUUGGUGUGUUACACCCCCCCCCCAGGUGGCACGGCCCUAUGGGGAGCCCUAUGAGGUCAUAAUUGUAAAAUGGGAAAAGCGUUUUUCCAAUCUAUUACACUUUAUUGCAUAUUAUCCCGGCUUAAUGCAGCUGGGAUUUAUACUCUUGUAAGCAAUCUUGUAUCCAUAAAUUUUAAGGGCCUUCAUUGCUUUGGGGGCUACUUUGAGCUGGGGGCCCAGUGCAAAGCACCCCCCCCCCCCUUCUCAGUGGCCCUGGAUAAGAGUAGAAAUCAUUGAUUGAAAUUCAACUAUCAUUAACCAGACUUUAAUUAAUCAACUGUAUUUUAUAUGUCCAUAGAUAUGAGGGUUUGUUUGCUCGCAGUCUUCUCGCUGCUAUUGACCAUAAUCACCACCUCCAUCGAAAACAAGCCAGAAAUGCCAAAGGAGAAUUGGUCUUCUCUAGACGUUGGAGCAAGCGAGCUAAAAGAUGGAAGGUGGUGAUUGUGAAAGAAAAGAAAACAUACAGCUAUCUUCCUGUUCUGUGUGCAAAUCUGCUUAAAGAAGCCAGCAAGGAGUUCAUGAAGAAGAUUAAGCCUGUGAGUUCCGAGCAAAAUCCAAAGAAAGUUGCUCCAACAAUUGCAAGUCUCCCUGCUCCAUCAACAUCAGAGCUUGUAAAAGAACAUGUCUCAAGAUUUUAG
Molecule: messenger RNA, 2638 nt
Organism: Paramuricea clavata
Lineage: Eukaryota; Metazoa; Cnidaria; Anthozoa; Malacalcyonacea; Plexauridae
Source: the annotation of a GenBank genome assembly